AUGGAUGGGAAUGUUGAGACAUUCAAAGCUAGACUGGUUGCCAAAGGCUUCACUCAACGUGAAGGUAUUGAUUAUGAGGAUACAUUCUCACCAGUUGCAAUGCUUAAAUCUAUUUGCAUUCUUUUGGCCAUUAAUGCUCAUUAUGACUAUGAGAUAUGGCAGAUGGAUAUUAAGAUGACUUUUUUAAAUGGCUAUCUUGAACAAGACAUCUACAUAAGGCAACCAGACGGUUUCAUAGCAGAAGAUUGUGAGGACUGUUCUCCCAAGACUGAUAAGGAAAUUAAGCAAAUAAGGCGGAUACCAUAUGAUUUAGCAGUUGGCAGUCUCAUGUAUGCUAUGGUCUGUACCAGACCAAACAUCUGUUACUCUAUAGGGAUUGUCAGUAGAUAUCAGUCCAAUCCUGGACUUGAUCAUUGGUCAGCUGUGAAGAAUAUCUCAAAAUACCUUAGAAGAACUAAGAGUCUCAUGCUCGUUUAUGGAGGUGAUGAUCUGGUUCCAGUCGGAUAUACAGAUUCUGAUUUCCAAUCGGAUCCAGAUGUCAAGAGAUCUACAUCUGGAUAUGUGUUCAAACUCAAUGGAGGGGUAGUUAGUUGGAAGAGUGUAAAGCAGGGUUGUACUGCUGACUCAGCCAUGGAAACAGAAUACAUUGCAACCUCUGAGGCAGCAAAAGAAGUUGUUUGGUUGAGAAACUUUUUAAUUGAACUGGAGGUUGUGGAGCAUAUAGAUCGGCCUAUGACACUUCAUUGCGAUAAUAGUGCGGCUAUAACCCAAACCAAGGAUCCUAAAAUUUCAUAA
Messenger RNA from Cornus florida, 795 nucleotides. Its product is annotated as secreted RxLR effector protein 161-like. Lineage: Eukaryota; Viridiplantae; Streptophyta; Magnoliopsida; Cornales; Cornaceae. The record is from RefSeq and is a predicted model, not a curated record. Bases 1 to 795 code for a protein of 264 amino acids. The transcript is spliced from 2 exons.